Messenger RNA from Diospyros lotus (date-plum), 1959 nucleotides. RefSeq lists its product as uncharacterized. The transcript has a single exon. Lineage: Eukaryota; Viridiplantae; Streptophyta; Magnoliopsida; Ericales; Ebenaceae. The record is from RefSeq and is a predicted model, not a curated record. Bases 309 to 1511 code for a protein of 400 amino acids.
UAUUUUUGCUUCCCACCGUCAUCGCCAUUCCUCACUCUCUCUCUCUCUCUCUCUCUCUUCGUUCUUGCUGCGCCUUCUCUCUCUCUCUCUCUCUCGUUCUUGCUGCGCCUUCUCUCUCUCUCUCUCUCUCUCUCUCUAUAUAUAUAUAUAUAUAUAUAUCACUUUUAGUAGUUCUAUACAUUGUCUGGGUGUAAAAGCAGCAAACAGCAGGGAGACAAAGGGCGUUUCCCGGCUGCUAAUUGCCGGUAAAGUCGAUCGAUUCCAAGCUAAAGCGGUGGUUUUUAUCGAGGGGUGCGUACGGUGACAACAUGGUCGACGUCGACCGGAGAAUGACCGGUCUGAACCCGGCCCACGUAGCCGGCCUCCGCCGUCUGUCGGCCCGAGCCGCCGCCGUUCAGCCACCGUCGACGCCGCUCCCUGUCCGGAACGGGCUGCUUUCAUUCGCUACUCUCGCAGGCAAAGUUAUCACCCACCUGAAAAGCUCCGGAAUCCAGGUCCAGUCCGGCUUGUCUGACGCUGAGUUCGCGCUAGCCGAAGCAGAGUUCGGAUUCGCAUUCCCUCCCGAUCUCAGGGCCGUACUCUCCGCCGGCUUGCCUGUCGGCCCAGGGUUCCCCGACUGGCGGUCUUCCGGCUCCGCUCGGCUCCACCUCCGCGCUUCCAUCGAGCUGCCAAUCGCUGCCAUCUCGUUCCACAUCGCGCGCAACGCUCUCUGGUCCAGGGCUUGGGGCCCGAGACCAUCCGACCCGGAAAAGGCGCUCAAAAUCGCUAGAAACGCCAUCAAGCGAGCCCCCCUUUUGAUUCCCAUCUUCAACCAUUGCUACAUUCCUUGCAAUCCUUCCUUGGCCGGAAACCCUAUAUUCUUCGUGGACGAGAACAGAAUUUUCUGCUGUGGUUUCGAUCUGUCCGAUUUCUUCGACAGGGAGUCGUCUUUGUUCCAGAGCUCGGACCCCCAGGUUCUCUCGAAGCAGCGUUCGGUUAGCGAGAAAUCUGCCGGGUCCUCGUCCAAUUUUUCUCGGAGAAGCCUCGACGCCUCUGCCGGGGGUAGAACCCCUAGAUGGGUGGAGUUUUGGAGCGACGCCGCGGUGGAUCGGCGUCGGAGGAACUCUAACUCAUCCUCGUCUUCAUCCUCGUCGCCGGAGAGGUACUUCGAGAUGCCCAGGUCUGAAAUGCCGAAAUGGGUCGAGGAGUACAUAGAGCAGAUCGGGUCAGUGUUGAGAGAAGGCGGGUGGGACGAAUCGGACGUCACGGAGAUCGUACACGUGUCGGCUUCGGGGUUCUUCGAAGGUGAGAUGGUUCUGUUGGACAAUCAAGCGGUCCUGGACGCUCUGCUCCUGAAAGCGGAUCGGUUCUCGGAUUCUCUCCGGAAGGCCGGGUGGAGCUCCGAAGAGGUCUCGGAGGCCUUGGGGUUUGAUUUCCGAAGGGAGAAGGAGAGGAAGCCGGCCAAGAAGCUCUCGCCAGAGCUGGUUCAGCGCAUCGGAAAACUGGCUGAGUCGGUUUCCCGGUCAUCAUGAUGAUCUAACCGGCAACCGGCAAACAUCGAGAUUCUUUCAAAUUUUCUUUCCCUUUUUCUUUUUUUCCAAUUUUCGAGGCCUGGGGUUUGCUUUUGGGCAAUAUUAGAAGGGAAAAAAAAAAGAAAAGGAAAACGGGUUGCUGCUGUACUAUGAAAGUUGUAUAAAGAAAGAUUAAUUAAAGAGUUAAAAAAUUACAUGAUUGCUAUAAUAUAAUAUAUUUAUUCAUAGUUGAAAUAAAUAAAAGUUUUUUUUUUUUUUUAAUAUGUCGUGUUUUUUUUUUUUUUUUUAAUUGGUUGGAGGGGCAUAUUAUCAAUGUACAUACAGCUCAUAUUUAUUAUGAAAUUUUGUGUGUUUUUAUUGAGCUUUUUUCAGAGAAUAUCGUUUUUGAUGAAGUGGCACAAAUUUCUAUUCAGCAGCGCACGUGUGCAACAUUUUAUUUCCAAUAGAA